AGUUAGGGAGGGAGCCGUUCAUAAAUGCGAACUAGUGUCAGGCAACAUGCUACUUUGUAUUUUUUUUUUGCGUGUCCGUGUUUCCACGUGUGCGUGGUUGUGGAUAUAUGCACCCGAGAACACGUGCAAAGUCUUUAGUUGACGGAGAGCGCGAGGGGAUUAUAAGGGAAGGAAGUACGGCCACUUCUCUCUGAAACUUGCUACACACAGGCAUGGCACUGUGUGGGGUGAAAGGGACACGCUUCCUGGGGCCUAAUGUGUACCCAGAGGCCCCUGAUGGAGGCUGGGGAUGGGCAGUGGCUGUGGCCUUCUUCCUGGUGGAGGUUUUCACCUAUGGCACCAUCAAGAGCUUUGGCAUUUUCCUCCAGGACCUAAUGGAGGAGUUUGGGGAGACCAACAGUCGGGUCUCCUGGAUUGUUUCCAUCUGCGUGUUUGUCAUGACCUUCAAUGCUCCUCUCUCAUCCGUGUUGACUAACCGCUUUGGGUUCCAGUGUGUUGUUAUGGUUGGAGGAUUGCUUAUUUCUUCAGGUACCAUAGCCACCAGCUUUACCAGCUCCGUCAAUCAAAUGUACAUCACCUAUGGAUUAGUUGCAGGCCUGGGCUACUGUCUGGCCUUCCUUCCCACCGUGACAAUCCUUUCGCAGUACUUUACCCGUCGACGGUCUCUGGUCACAGCUGUGGCUUCCACUGGAGAGCCCCUGUCAUUGUUUGCCCUGACGCCAGCCUUUUCUGCACUGAAGGGCCACAUUGGCUGGCGACACACCAUGGCAGUAAUAGGUGCUUUGCAAAGCAUCAUCAUCAUCUGUGGUGUUCUGCUCCGGCCGAUCGUUAUCAAACCAGGAACGACCCGUGAGACAGAGACUGACAGACUGUCUCCAAAGGAACUUGAGGCCCUCGGUACAAAAAAGAAUGUAGAGGGCACAAACCCAGAAGACUCUAUAACAAGCAAUACCUCACAUACACAUAAUACUGCCCACAGUCUGGACAACGAGCUAACCAGAGGCUCCGUGAGCACUGGAGACUCUGGUGUCCAGUCUUUGAAGGAUGCAGACAACAGUAGCCCACACACGUCUGUGGAAAACAGUCUUACAGAGAUUACAGAGUCAGAGGAGAAAAAGAACAAAGAUGCAGAGAAACCAGUGGUGAAAGACCAGGAGCUGAAAUCAGGUGAUGAAAAGCUGCUGGCCAAGAAUUCGAAACUUCUAGAUUUCUCCAUCCUCAGAGAGUGCAGCUUCAUUUUCUAUUCACUGUUUGGACUGUUCGCCACACUUGGCUUCUUUGCCCCUCAGCUCUACAUCAUUGAGCUGAGUGUGAGUCGAGGUGUGGAGCGGGACCGUGCCACUUACAUGCUCUCCACCAUGGCUGUGGCUGAACUCUUUGGCCGAUUCUCCAUUGGGUGGAUCCUGACGCGGAAGCAGCUCAUGAAGAGGAAGCUGCUUGUGCUUCUGGUGUGUGUCAUUACAAUGACUAUGGAUCUAGUGGGAUUUACUUUUGUCACGGAGUUCUACGGCCUGGCUGUGUGCUGCGCUUUGUAUGGUUUCUUAAUGGGUACCCUAGCGUGCACCCACAUCCCCAUGCUGGCUGAGGAUGAUGUGGUGGGCAUAGAGCGGAUGUCUUCAGCUGCUGGUGUCUAUGUGUUCAUACACAGCUUUGCUGGGCUGGCUGGACCCCCACUUGGAGGCGUGCUGGUGGAUGUGACUCAAAACUAUGGAUCAGCCUUCUACUCCUGUGCGGGCGGCAUGGCAAUUAGUGCCGUGUUCCUGGGUCUGGUAAAACCUGCCAAGAGAGGAUUACUCUGCUGGAGAAGGAACUCAAAACGCUCUAAAGAUAUAUAUGAAAAGAAAGGGGACUGUGAGGAACAGAGUGCAGUUCAUAACCUGGACAAAAGAUCUGACAGUCUGGAACAUUGUUCUGAAGUAGAUGACAGCUUGAUCCCCAGCAUGGCGGAGGCCACAAGAGAUGUCGAGGAGGUUAUACGUUUUGCUUGAGCUGAUAACACGAUAAUAGGGAAAUAAGAGUGCCAAGCCAUAUGAGGGUAAGAGGUUAUCUAAAGACAGUUGCUGGGAAGUGCUAACAUGACAUGAAUACAGUGAAGAGAAAGACCACUUAUUAAGUGUUAAUCAUCAUUGUAGAUCUGUGCUCUGAGAGCAAUCUCGAGAACUUUUAGAUCACAACAUGAAUGUAGCAUUUGUGCCUUACGUGAUCACGAGUGAUCUAACAUUAAUGAAGGUGCCUCAGUUUUAGAUACUACAGAAACGAAACGCAACACUGAUACCUGAUGAACUAAUUACCUGCUGGUGAUCAAUGAUAACCAGAAAAACUGACACAAAUGUAGCUGCAAGACCAAUUAAUUGCACAGAUUCUGUAACGUGUGUUAUAGAAAAUACCUAAAAGCUCAGGAAAUAACAUGAUUAAAAGUCUUUAUUUUUAAUCAAACUUUAAGCUGUUAAUGUGAUAUGAGAUGUCAGACUCAAACUAUUUUUGUAAUGAAAAUGUGUUCAAUCGCAAUAAAGCGACAGAGUGAUUUGAACCUCUAAA
Scatophagus argus is the source of this 2538-nucleotide messenger RNA. RefSeq names its product monocarboxylate transporter 7-like. Gene Ontology annotation, molecular function: monocarboxylic acid transmembrane transporter activity. The transcript is spliced from 6 exons. The coding region runs from base 213 to 1988 and encodes 591 amino acids. NCBI's taxonomy places the organism in Eukaryota, Metazoa, Chordata, Actinopteri, Scatophagidae. Gene Ontology annotation, biological process: monocarboxylic acid transport; transmembrane transport. The record is from RefSeq and is a predicted model, not a curated record.